This is a messenger RNA of Oryzias melastigma (Indian medaka), 5906 nucleotides long. RefSeq names its product von Willebrand factor D and EGF domains (gene vwde). The transcript has 29 exons. Gene Ontology annotation, molecular function: signaling receptor binding; calcium ion binding. The coding region runs from base 195 to 4844 and encodes 1549 amino acids. The record is from RefSeq and is a predicted model, not a curated record. Gene Ontology annotation, cellular component: extracellular region; cell surface. Gene Ontology annotation, biological process: anatomical structure development. NCBI's taxonomy places the organism in Eukaryota, Metazoa, Chordata, Actinopteri, Beloniformes, Adrianichthyidae.
AGAAGACAGUAUGAGGGAAAAAACGAAGUUUUAGACCACAAAUAGUUACUUUAAAGGUGAACCACUGUGGGACUCAGGCUCCGGUGUGGCUCUCUGUGGGUGAGGGGGACUUCCUGCCGGGGCCCCUGGGGGUCCAGCAGCUGACGGCCUGCGCCGCCUGGCGGAUCGCCCCCAGCGGCAGCAGAGACUGCUGCAUGUUCCGCAUCCCGGUCACCGUACGCAACUGUGGGGGUUUCUACGUGUACCUGCUGCGACCCACGCAGGCCUGCAUGGGUUACUGUGCCGAGGAGGAACCUCCCCCCCGUCCGUCCGUCCCCGUCAUCUCCUCCGAGGCGUCGGGUCACACCGUCCUCCUGAGGUGCAGCUUUGAGGUCCACUCCAACAGAUCUAUGGGCUUUGUGGUCACCUGGUCCCGCCUCUCACCUGAGGGGAGGAAGGAGGAGCUAAAGCAGGAGACCACCGUCCACACCUCUGCCGUCAUUGAGCUGGACGGCUUCAACCUGCGGUUAGGAGACAAGAUUUUCUGCUCCAGCUCCAGUUUCUUCCUGGAAUCAGCUGAUAUUCGUGGAUCCGCCGUGGAGAGUGCGGAGUUCUUUGCUGGGAUCAGGUUGAAGCCGGCAGUGACGGUCCUGUCUGAGGACGCCGGGCUGCACCAGCUGCUGGUGGAGACCAGCGUUCCCGUCCCGUGUCCGGAGGGCUCCUUCUCCUCCACACAGAGCUGCACUCUGCCUCUGGAGAUCAGCACCAACAGUCAGGAUGAGGAGGUGUUGGGCCCGGACCUGUCCCUGUCAUCCUGUGUGCUGGUUCUGUCCCAGACUCCAUGUACGGAUGGGCUGUGCGGCAGCGGGCUGACCCACUUCAGCGCCAUCACAGACUUUGUCAAAGACGACAACAGAACAACCCAAAUCUCCAUUAAACCCAUAAUUUCCCAGAACUUCCUGUGGAACGGAUACUCACCAGAACCUGUGCAGGUUCUGGUUCGGGACGUUCCUUCAGCUUAUUGCUACGCCUUCACUGAUCCACACAUGAUCACAUUUGAUGGCAGGUACUACGAGAACUACCAGAUAGGAACCUUUGUUCUCUACAAGAGCAGCUUCUGGCCGUUGGAGGUCCACGUCCGCCAGUGGGAGUGCGGCAGCUUGGUGCAUGCGGCGUCCUGCAUCUGCGGCGUGGUGGCGAGGGACGGCGGUGAUGCGGUGGCCUUGGACAUGUGCAACGGAGUGAUGGGUGAGACCCAACCUCAGCUGAGGGUGAAGAGCAGAGACCCGAGCAGAAACAGCAUCCGGAUCUCGGAGUCCUACCAAGGACGCAAAGUCACGAUGACGUUCCCGUCCGGAGCGUUUGUCCGUGCAGACGUCUCAGGCUGGGGCAUGAGUCUGACCCUGAGGGCCCCCGGCUCAGACCGGACUCACACUGAGGGGCUGUGUGGGACCUUCGACGGAGACCCAGACAAUGAUUUCCACUCAGCAGGGGGCGCCACACUGGAGAAUCUGCAGGCUUUCAUCUCAGAGUGGAGACUUCCCCCCGGCAGCAGCCUGUUUGACCUCCUGCCGUCCCCCCGGAGCUCAGCAGAGGUCCACAGACGGUGUAUCUGCCAGCAAACGGCGUCCUUCUGCUCCCGCCACGCCAAUGUCCGUUUCUCUGGGGUGAUUCCCGCUCUGGAUGUCACAGCCAAACACGAGCGACGGAAUGAGACGCAGCAGCUCCGUCCAGGUCGCCUCGCCCAAAGGUCACAGAGCAAAGGCUCUCCGUUCAGAAACUCCAGAAAACGGGUUCCAGCCUCCACGCAACGCCGAGGAGGCAGGACUCGUCGCCGUGUCCCCAACUCCCCACGCCAGCAUCAGCGUCACAGCUCCACCUACUUCUUCCCGGAGGACCACGAGCCAGCAGCACAGCCAGAGACGGCGCCCGCGUGGCCCACUCCCUCGGGCCUGACGCAGCAGCGUGCCGAGGCUCAGUGCCGCCACGCCGUGACCGAGUCCGACCCGGCCAGCAGCUGCAGGCGCCUGCUGGGGGAGCAGACGCUCCGCCGGGCCGUGGCCAUGUGCGUCUCUGACCUGCAGCUGAAAGACGACAAGUCGUGGCUGAGGGCGACGAUUCCGCUGCUGGAGAACGAGUGUGAGCGGAGGCUGGCGGAGGAGGCGGGGCAUCAGGAGGAGCACCAGGAGGCGGCGGAUGCCCUCAGGUGUCCAGACCGGUGCAGCGGGAACGGCCAGUGCUCAGAGACGGGCUGCGUGUGCUUCCCGGGGUUUGGGACGUUUGACUGCAGCGCCCCCUCUGACCAGAUCCCAGAGGUCCUGCAGCUGGAGAACCAGGGUCUCUUCGACGUCCGACAGAGAAACUGCUCCUCCGUCCGGGUCAACGGUCGGGCCUUCCAGGAUUCAAGUCACCUCAAGUGUGAGUUUGUUCAAGAAAAGUUUAGGGAUGGAGAAUGGCUCCAGGGCGCGGCUCGCUUUGUCUCCUCCUCCUUUCUCAAUGAGACAGCUCUGGAGUGCCUGCUCCCCCUGGAGGCCGGCCACGGCGCUGCAGGUGUGGAAGCUGGAAAGGGAUCGCUGGCCCGCUGGCAGAUCAGAGUUUCAAACGACGGACACAGCUACAGCAACACCAAGAUUCUGACGCUGUUUGAUGGAGCCUGUCAAGUGUGCCGCCUCGCCGCAGAAGUCCUGUGUUCUCUGAGGGAGAAAACCUGCAGCAUCGACGGCGUGUGUUUCCAAGAGGGAGAGUCCAGACCCGGCGGUUCCUGCCUGACGUGUCGCCCAGAUUUGUCCCUCCACUCCUGGUCCAGAGCAGAGAAGAACCAGCCUCCUCUGUUCCAGCCUCCGCCCUUCCCGCUGCGCUCCAUCCCAGAGGAGGACUUCACCCUCCAGCUUCAGGCUCAGGACCCUGAGGGCUCUCCGCUGAUCUUCUCCCUGCUGUCGGGUCCAGAGGGAGCAUCUCUGUCUGCGGCCGGUCUGCUGACCUGGAGGCCGGCUCCAGACGCCGCAGACACGGCCCUUUUCCACUUCACCGUGACGGACGAGUGCGGCGCUGAAACCAGAGCUUCUGUGGAAGUCUCUGUGCUGACCUGUGACUGCCUGAACGGCGCCUCGUGCGUCCCUGACCCCCACCUCCCAUCAGGCAGGGGGGCGUUCACGUGCGCGUGUCCGGAGGGGUUCACAGGGCGCCGGUGUGAGGUAGACGCCGACGACUGCAAGCCGAACCCCUGCAGGUUCGGCCGCUGCAUCGACGGACCCAACACCUUCUCCUGUGUCUGCCCCCCCGGAAUGACAGGCCGCACAUGCAGAGAGGAUGUGGACGAGUGCCCCUCCCAGCCCUGCUUCCCCGGCGUGGUCUGCAGAAACUCUCCGGGCUCCUUCAGCUGCGGGUCGUGUCCUCAGGGAUACAGCGGAGAUGGAAAAACCUGCAGCCGAAACGCAGACUCUGCAGACGGGCCGCAGGUUUCACGGAGGCCCAAACGGCCCGACCCGGCGCCGUGCAGCAGAGCGCUGUGUUACCCGGGGGUUCAGUGCUUCCCGAGCGUUUUCGUCUCCACGGGUUUUGUCUGUGGACCCUGCCCACCUGGUUUCCAUGGAAACGGCAUCACCUGCACCAGGAUGGGUCAGGAUUCCCUCUCCAGUGAGCCACAGGAUCACCUCCACAAAUCCUUCGUCAUCAAAGAAAAGACGCCCGUGUCGUCCUCUUCCUCCACCUCUCCAUCACCUGACAGGAAGUCCAGACCAGAACCGACCCCCUCUGGGUUCCACAGAGUUUCCUUCACAGAGACCACGGCUCCGCUUCAGAGUCGACCCUCAGCCAAAGGGAAGGUGACCUCUGACCUCUCGGCUGCAGCUGGGAGGUCCCCGACCCGUCAGGUGACCUGUUCUGGCUCCAACUGUUUUCCUGGGGUUUCCUGUGAGACUUUGGGGUCCUUGGGGUGUGGCCGAUGUCCAAGCGGCUACACGGGCGACGGAGUCACAUGCAAAGCCGUCUGCAGACAUCAAUGCGGGUCCAACAUGGAGUGCAGUCAGCCCAACGUCUGCACCUGCAGGGACGGUUACACCGGAUACCGCUGCCACAUCGCUGUGUGUCGACCGGACUGUCGGAACCAGGGAAAGUGCGUGAAGCCAAACGUGUGCGAGUGUCCUGCAGGUUACCGCGGCGCCACCUGUGAGGAAGCACGCUGCGACCCGCCCUGCCAGCACGGCGGCGCCUGCCAGGCCAGGAAUCUGUGCAGCUGCCCGUACGGAUACGUGGGACCCAGAUGUGAAAUCAUGGUGUGUAACAGGCACUGUGAGAACGGAGGGGAGUGCGUCUCUCCUGAUGUCUGCCAAUGCAAAGCCGGCUGGUUUGGACCGACGUGUAACUCAGCUCUCUGUGAUCCCAUCUGUCUGAACGGAGGAACCUGUCUAAAGCCUGGCGUCUGUGCGUGUCCCAGCGGUUUCUACGGCUCUCAGUGUCAAAUCGCUGUUUGCAGCCCUCCCUGUAAGAACGGCGGUCAGUGCAUGAGGAACAACGUGUGCUCGUGUCCCGAAGGCUACGCGGGACAGAGGUGUCAGAGGAGUGUGUGUGAGCCCACGUGCAUGAACGGAGGAAAAUGCGUGGGAGCGAACACGUGCUCCUGCGCGUCAGGGUGGAGGGGGAGGAGGUGCAGCAUACCCGUCUGUCUGCAGAAGUGCAGAAACGGGGGCGAGUGCGUCGGACCGAACACCUGCCACUGUCCCGUGGGCUGGGUGGGGCUGCAGUGUCAAACAGCCGUCUGUCGGCAGAAGUGCCUGAACGGAGGACGGUGCGUUCUGCCCGACCACUGCCACUGCCGGAGAGGAUACCAGGGCCUCACCUGUGCAGCAAAGGCAUCGUUAUCGUGAGCCGGAGAGAACGACAGCAAAGAAAGAGCAUCAGAAUUCGUUUGUAGGAUGGAUGUGGGCUGUGGUGGAGUGGUUUGCACUUGUUUCCUUUCCUGUGUUUCACUACCUCAAAGCUUUUCUGUCAGCUGUUCUUCAUGCAGAGGAGUCGGAUCCGUCUACACGUUCUCUCCGGGAACGCUUCUGCGUCUGAAGGAACCAUAGAUCCGAUAGGAACACUGGAAACGACCAUCAAUAAAGAUCCACAUCAUCAAACUCUAAAAAGGCUCCACCCAGUGACUGUAUGUGAGAACUGGACAGAGUGAGUGUGAUGUCAUCCAUAGAAACCGGUUCUCUUCCAGCUCCAACAAAAAAGUUGAUAUAUAUAUUUUUUUCGAUACAAACGUCGCCACGUUGGAGCCAGACAUCGUCAGUAAGUAGUGAUUGGUUUCUAUGGCAACCACUCCCACCAAUCAGGGUGAGCUGGUUGGAAGGCCGAACCCCCACCACUGGUGACUCGAAAUCUGUCAAACGCUUGAAUGUUGGACGUAGGACCAGCAGGCUCCACCUACUUUUAUUGAAGGAUUCUGAUUGGUCAGUUUAUAACCUGAAUGACAGUAAAAAUAUAAUUAAAAAACAUCAAAGAAAAUAUUUUUUAAAAGGUAUCCGAUCAAGAAUGGUUAUUCUGACCAAUAAAGUGACUGGUUUUCUGGAGCCAGCAGGUAAUUCUGGGUUGAAAUGGGGAAGUACCCUUGGGGGGAGGGGCCACUCAGUCCAGUUCUCACAUACAGUCAUUUUUAGUGCCAGAACGACUGAGACCAUCUUCAUCGGGUCCUUCAGAAGUCCGAGCAGUUUUCUCAGUUCCUGUCAGGAAUUUAAAGCUUCAUUUUUGUUGACGACUAGCCCCUCCCACAGCGGUCCCAGAGUCACGUCUCACAGGACCAGGACCGUUUUUCCCAGCGAGUCUCCGAACCGUCUCCAAUCGUUGAAACGUUUCUUUCACUCUUCAAGAGAUCUUUGAAAACGUUGUUCUGCUUCAGAAAAUACUGUCUGCAUUUGAAAGGGAAUAAAUCUGUCAUCAGCUCA